CGGACGCAAGCACGCUCCCUUGAGUUUAACGGUCGCGCGAGGCCGACCGCCGCAUCCCGACCUCGGCGGAGGAGCGGCGGCCAGAAGCAGUCUCCACCUUAGUAUAAACGGUGGGGUAUCCUCUUUCUCAGGGAAGACUGGACCAUCUGUCAUUCAACGUACAAUUGAAGUCCUAACCUCUUUAAUGCAAGAGCUACAGAACAGUGGACAGACUGACUCAGAACUUUGGAAAAACUGUGAGACCAGGUGGUUACAGUUGUUCAAUUUGGUAGAAAAACAAUGCCAAGAACAGAUAGUUGCCCAGCAGGAACAAUUCCACAACCAGAUUCAACGUAUACAGGAGGAGAUACGAAAUUUAAUCAAGCUACAGAUCAGUAAUGCUUCUUGGGUUUCCUACAAUAGAAGUUCUCCAAGCAAACAAUUAUCUUCUGAAAGUCAAAUGGGCUUUUUUUCUGAAACUAGUGAAAGAAAUGAAUCUAUUGUUAGUUAUCCAGAGUCUAAGGAACCUGAGAUGCAGCCAGAAACCUCCACAUCACAACCAGACUGCAGUGUAGAUGACAGCUCAGUGAGCAGUGGGUAUGGCACCUUCUGUGUCUCAGAAUUAAAUGCCUCUAGUGCUAAAGAUCCUGCAAAGCUUAUGGAGCACACAGAUGUUUCCAAUGGGCAGCGCAUGCUGUCUGUGAUCCAUACAGAUUCACCUGCAGAUGAUGGAGGGACCAGGAGUUUUUUCACACAGACCCCUGAAGCAUUUGGUACAUCUUUAAAGGAAGAUGUUUCCAUCUCUCCUGGUGAAUUUGAACGUAUUUUUCUUGGUGAAAACAAGAUUUUUGAAGUAUACAGUGGAAAAUCAAAUAGCAAAUCUAUAACAUCAUGGGCACAAAAGCUGAAGUUGAACCAACCAAAGAGAGCACAUGUUGAAAACAGAGGCUUGAAAUCUAACCAAAGGGCUGAGCCAAGCAAGAAACCUGCAGCUGAAAAGUCUGAUUUUGCUGCUGCUGCACAGCCUUGUGCUUUUUACCUCAAUAAACUAGAUGAAAGCCCCAAUUCUUGGACGUCUGAUUCAGGAACAGGAUUGACUUACUGGAAACUGGAAGAGAAGGACAUGUAUCACUCUUUGCCUAAAACAUUGGAGAAAGAAUUUGCACCAUCCUCCCCAGAUAGGCCAUCAAGCCAGCUACCAUCAUUGAAAGAUAUUUAUCAUAAAAACCAAAGGGAAAACAAGCAGUUACCUGAGAGGAAUCUCACUUCUGCUUCCAGCCCAAAUCAUCCACCAGAGGUACUGACUCUAGAUCCAAUGUUACAUAUGAAGCCAAACCAGCUGACUUCAGGGAUUCAACCACAUGGCUCGUUGAAUGCUCUUGCUGACAGAAUAUCCUUUUCACCAGACUCUGUUCUAGAACCAAGUAUGUCUGCUCACUCUGACAUUGACUUAUUUUCACAAGCAAGUAACAAUGUGUCUCAGUUAUAUGGAUUACCAAAAUAUUCUUCUAAUAUGAAAGCUUCACCGAUGGACUCUUGGAAAAAUCAUACAUUCCAAAGUGCAAGUAGGACAAGUUCCACAUUUCCUUCAGUCUGUACUAUUACAAGCAAUGAUAUUUCAGUCAACACAGUAGAUGAAGAAAACACUGUAAUGGUAGCUGCAGCCUCGGUCAGUCAGUCUCAGCUUCCAGGUACAGCCAACAGUGUCCCAGAAUGCAUUUCAUUGACUUCCCUGGAAGAUCCUGUGAUGUUGUCUAAAGUCAGGCAGAACCUAAAGGAAAAACAUGCUCGACACAUAGCAGAUCUUCGAGCUUAUUAUGAGUCAGAAAUAAAUAAUUUGAAACAGAAGCUGGAGGCAAAAGAAAUUUCUGCAGUUGAAGAGUGGAAGAAGGCCAAUCACCUUCUUGUAGACAGAUGUAGCCAACUAGAAAGUGCCUUGAAUGAAGCUACUAGUCGUGUGAGAGCACUUGAAAAUAAGAAUAACUUACUGGAAAUAGAAGUGAACGAUUUGAGAGAACGCUUCAGUGCAGCUAACAGUGCCUCCAAAAUUUUGCAGGAACGAAUUGAGGAAAUGAGAACAAGUAAUAAAGAAAAAGAUAAUAGCAUCAUCCGACUGAAAUCUCGACUGCAGGAUUUGGAGGAGGCAUUUGAGAGUGCAUACAAACUCUCAGAUGAUAAAGAAGCUAGGCUAAAACAAGAAAACAAAAUGUUUCAAGAUCUCUUAGGGGAGUAUGAGUCCCUUGGAAAAGAACAUGGACGAGUAAAGGAUACAUUAAAUACAACUGAGAACAAAUUGCUUGAUGCACACACUCAGAUUUCUGAUUUGAAAAGGAUGGUUUCAAAGCUUGAAGCUCAAGUGAAGCAAGUAGAGCAUGAAAACAUGUUAAGUCUUCGUCACAGUUCCCAAACGCCAGCAGGACUCUCACGUGCCAACACACUAGCAACCUCGGAUGUCAGCAGGCGGAAGUGGUUAAUACCGGGCUCAGAGUAUUCCAUCUUUACUGGCCAGCCUCUGGACACUGGGGACAGGAAGAUGGAUAACCAACUGGAGGAAAAAUCCUGUGUUCAUGGGUACCAUUCUCCUCCAGAAAAGGAUUCUUCACCUGGAAAUUCACCAGCAAGCUUAUUUAUGAAAAAACGAGAGACUUCAGACACACCGAUCAUGAAAGCUUUAAAAGAACUUGAUACAGAAAAGAUACUUAAAGAUUGGGGGACCCAGACAGACAAAGAUGGAAUGUCAAGUAAACUAGUGCAUCCUCGCCAAACUGAAUCUUCAGUCAGUACAGGUCGCUCCCCAGAGAAAUGUGCCCAGCAAAGACAAAAGAGACACUAUUCAUCCUCACAAAGAUCAUCAUCUUUACCACCUUCAAAUCGUAAAUCCAGUACUCCAACAAAAAGAGAGAUUAUGUUAACACCAGUGACUGUGGCUUACAGUCCUAAGCGAUCCCCUAAAGAAAACUUGUCCCCAGGAUUUAGUCAUCUACUUAGCAAAAAUGAAAGCAAUCCAGUUCGAUUUGAUGUCCUUUCGGAUGAUUUAGAUACUGUUCCUGUGUCCACGUUACAACGAACCAAUCCAAGGAAACAGCUCCAGUUUCUAGAUGACUCAGAAGAAAAAAUACAUUCAGAAAAAACCAUCGACAACCCUGUUAAUCAUAGCUCUUGCCCUGAACCCUUCCCUAAUGAAGUGAAGAAUGUAUCUGUGAGACCAGCCUGGGAGAAGAAUAAAUCAGUUAGCUAUGAACAGUGUAAACCUGUUUCAGUGACACCACAGGGUGAUGACUUUGAGUAUACAGCAAAAAUUAGGACCCUAGCUGAAACAGAACGAUUUUUUGAUGAACUUACAAAAGAAAAGGAUCAGAUUGAGGCAGCACUAAGCCGAAUGCCUUCUCCUGGAGGAAGAAUCACUUUACAAACAAGAUUACAUCAGGAAGCCUUGGAAGAUCGUUUGGAAAGGAUCAAUCGAGAACUGGGUUCAGUUCGCAUGACACUAAAGAAGUUUCAUGUUUUGCGCACCUCUGCAAAUAUUUGAGAUUUGUAGCCAUUAAAUCUGAAACAUUUUUGUUUGCACUAAUCUAUAAUUAUGCACUCAGAAAAGGCAAGCUAUUUUGUACUGUUUCUAAGCCUUCAAAACAGUAGUUUUACAAUCAUGCUAUUCUUACACGUGCUGUUUUAUAAUCCAAAUAGCCACAUAUUUUCAAGAUAUUUUUGUUAUGCUCAGGAACCUGUUGUAUAUUUUAGUAUUUAAAAAGCAUUAUUUUUAAAUAGCACUUGUCUUCAAUUUUAUAUUAAGAAUAAGGAAAUGUAAGAGACAGCUUGUUUCUAAAGAAAUUGUGUUAUCCUUUUACAGUGAACUUUGCAUACCAAUUUUAUAAACUUGUUCUACAUUGUAAAUAUAGUUCAGUUUUAGAAAUAAAUGCUUAACCGCUUCCAUAAAGAUAGACUAAUACAUGCCACAUACAUUUAAAAAAUAUAAAAUACUUAAGCUGGGCGUGCUGGCUCACGCCUUUAAUCCCAGCACUCAGGAGGCAGAGGUAGAAGGAUUGCCAUGAGUUUGAGGCCACCCUGAGAUUACAUAGUGAAUUCCAGGCCAACCUGAGCUAGAGUGAAACCCUACCUCAAAAACCAAAAAAUAAAAAUAAAAUACUUUGCAUCUUGUUUGUGUAGAGGUUUUUAAAAAUUAUGUCAAUUUCUAUUUGAAACAUACCAUAGAGUAAAUAUCAGAACAGUAAUAGUGAACUAUUGGAAAGUUUAUUUGUAAAGAAAGAAAAAAAAAUGAGGGAUAUAAUAGUAAGCUAUUGGAAAGUUUAUUUGUAAGGAAAGAAAAAAAUGAGGGAUGUAAGUUCACUUAAUUUUGUCUUAUAUGUAUUAUUUUUAAAAAAUGUUAAAUAAUUGGAGAGCUGUAUUUCUGCCCGUCAAGUGAAUUUAACUUGUGUCACACUGGACAACAAAUGCUUAGAUAAAGCAUUUUUAUAAUCAGACCAUCACCUCCUAAGCAACCAAAGCAGCCCUGAUUUCCAUCAGGUAUAAAAUUUCCUCUGGGGCUGGAGAGAUGGCUUAGUGGUUAAGCGCUUGCCAGUGAAGCCUAAGAACCCCGGUUCAAGGCUCGAUUCCCUAGGACCCACGUUAGCCACAUGCACAAGGGGC
Jaculus jaculus (lesser Egyptian jerboa) is the source of this 4623-nucleotide messenger RNA. It is a transcript of the gene Mphosph9, whose product is annotated as M-phase phosphoprotein 9. Gene Ontology annotation, cellular component: centriole. NCBI's taxonomy places the organism in Eukaryota, Metazoa, Chordata, Mammalia, Rodentia, Dipodidae. The transcript is spliced from 23 exons. The coding region runs from base 185 to 3508 and encodes 1107 amino acids. The record is from RefSeq and is a predicted model, not a curated record.